Molecule: messenger RNA, 1998 nt
Organism: Saccostrea cuccullata (small rock oyster)
Lineage: Eukaryota; Metazoa; Mollusca; Bivalvia; Ostreida; Ostreidae
Exons: 10
Coding region: 181-1686 (501 amino acids)
Source: RefSeq, a predicted model, not a curated record
UUUUAAUGAUGGCUAAAUUGGAAGACACCGCAUAUAAUUUACUUCCUGGUUUCUUUUAUUUGAAACCAAUCAUGCAUAUUAACUGCAGGCAUUAAAGGGAAUUCUCAGUAGAAUAUUCUUUAGCCAUGAGAGGCAAUGUUUUUAUGUGAUGUAUGAACUGUAAAACGAAAUACCUACAAGAUGAGGAUUGGGUUGGUGUUCUUUUUUCUUUUGCAAGGAACUUACGGCAGCUAUUACGACCCGGAACCUUGUACAUCAGACAAUACCUCCAUUGUAGUACAUAGUUUAGAUACAUCGUGUGUCUUUCUACACGAAAUCUCCAAAGACGCCAAUCUUUGGAUUCGACCUCAGCUGUUGGAUGGUCGACCACUUGUACCCUCGAACAAAUGUUCAUGUACUUUUUGUCCUUCAUUCUUAAAUGACACACUUCCAACCAAUGGAACAGAGGACACGUACAUUUUUGCAGAAUGUUACGGAUCUUAUUAUAUGAAGCUCAGAAAAUGUGACGGCUUUUUUGUAUUUUACGUGGAUUACUCAAUGAUAUACUUCUAUUCUAUUUUCCUGGGUGAAACGAUUUGCCUAGCGCCAUAUGGAGGUUCUUGCAAAAAACAAGAAGACUCUAUUGAAAUUGAUGGUGCCCUUGAUUUGUGUCCUGAAGUGAGAAGUUUUCACGAAGAAACAGAGGACAAAGCGGCCAUGGAGGCGGUCUUUAAGUGUCUAUUCCAGCCUAUACCUGGAAAUAUAUUAUACGACGUCCAGUGGUAUAUCGACGGAACUCUGCUAAAUAACGCCAAAUUUACAGGGGUCAGUUACAUCAAUAUCAAUGACACGGCGCUCCUUCCAAAGCAUUGGGCCAACAACUUUACCAUGAGUUUCCGGGUAUCAUGUGCAGUAAAAGCAUACAAUACAACCUCUGGUGUCAAAGGGGAAUUUAUCGAAAGUUAUUCAUUCUUUGCAGGCAUCAAGCCGGCUCAGCUGAGGUAUUUAGUGUCUGAGGGAGAAACAGUUGAAAUAAUUCUGGAGGCUACAGUGCCCUUUAGUUGUCCAUCUACUCUAAGUGACGCUAUGAAAGCCUCCUUCUGUAGGUUCCAAUUCUAUAUUUGGAACCCGGGGGAGGGGCAGUGUGUUAACGGCCUUUCUAGCAAAGGAUUGGCUUUCAAGGAUAACCCUUGUGGAGUCACAUUUGGAUAUAGAGACAAAACGAUAUCUAUCAAUGUCACUGGUUAUAUUGACGGAAUGAUCAAUUCUAGAGACAGGAAAUCCACGUUGAGAAUUGGUUCCACAAGAAAUCCACUGGACGCAUCAGGAAUUUGGGAUGGGGUGAAAAUCCCUGACAUUAUGAUUACCGUGAAAGACAAAGACUGGUUGGUCUCUGGUAGAUAUUGUGCUUCCUACACGGAUCCUCAUCAAAGAACUUUUGAUGGGACGUACUUCUCCAACCAACGAGCUGGGGAGUUCUUGUUGUACAGACAUAAAUACUUGCCUUUUACGGUACAUGUUUUGUAUUCUGUGUGUGUGUGGGGACGCGCCACGUGUAACUGUGGCAUUGCCAUAAGAAGUGGCGGAAGUCUCUUCUCUGUCCGCACUUGCGAAGAAGUAUCGACAACUUGGACCAAGACUUUGGCAAUACCAGAUGAAAAAACAAUAAUUUGUAAAGACGACGAUCUAAGAAUUCACAAGUCUUGACGAUAUUACGUGGUAACGUUUCCGAGCGGAACAGUUGUGUCAUUUUCUAUUUCUUCGUGGAGUAACUGGGUCGGUAGAAUUCUACUUAAAGCCUCAGUCUCAGAUUUCGGGAAAACAGAGGGAUUGUGUGGACUUUUCAAUGGUAACGCGACAGAUGACUUCAUUCCUAAGCAUGGGGAAAAUGAAACAGAUGAAGAUAGUUUUGUAGAAUCCUGGAGGAAAGUUCGAUAUCUUAAGUCUAUUUUAAUUCGAUAGAUUCUCUAAUUACCUCUUUAUUGUUGAGCAAUACUUCUAUAUAUCAAACUGCUUAUA